This is a messenger RNA of Camponotus floridanus (Florida carpenter ant), 1985 nucleotides long. RefSeq lists its product as uncharacterized. The record is from RefSeq and is a predicted model, not a curated record. The transcript has 6 exons. NCBI's taxonomy places the organism in Eukaryota, Metazoa, Arthropoda, Insecta, Hymenoptera, Formicidae. Bases 216 to 1109 code for a protein of 297 amino acids.
CCCGUUUUCGUGAAAGGAACAGGGACCCCGGCGACGUGGCGGCAGGAUCGGCGACGACGACGACGGGGGUGGCGGAGGGAGGGAAGCGGGUGCCGCCGCGGGGGUGGGUUUCGUACGGCCAAGGCAGUGGGGCCGCGGACAGUCGCCUCGACGCUACCACCUCUCUCAGUCGCUUCUCGGUUUCCGGACACGGCGGACAGGCACACAGGCAGAAAAUGCGCUCCGCAGCGGUGUGCAUCGCCUUCGUCCUGACGUGCACGAGCGGGUCGCUUGUCGCAGGUAUACGAUUCAUCGAUCCGCAGCCGGGAAGUAACGGUGACAUCGGCGACAAACGACUGGGCCUGAGCGAGCCGACGUGCGACGAGCUGCGAGCCAUGUGGAGGUACACCAAGAGACAGAGCAGAGCCGCUAAAACCACCAACGGAUAUUCGAUGUACUCGUACAAUCCCAAUAUAUGGCCGCGCACCGCGCUUCCCGAUCGCACUAAAUUUUCUAGAGGAUACACGCGAGAUGUUGUCGCGCCUACACGACUGAAAUUCCGGGAAGAAUUGGAAGGGAGACACGGUGGACGACCGCGCAGCCGAGCCGCCGGGGGUGCGCCGAUUUACGGGAGGAUGGUGCAUAAAGCCCCGGCAGGGAGCACAUGGCGAAGCGGGAUGCGAGGACCCUCGCGCGUAAAAGCCAUGGAGGAACUGACGCGACAAUACGGAAUCGUGAAUAAGGGGCCGUAUUCGCCGAAUAAUAAUCGCCCUGUCAAUAGCUUCCGUUUCGCCGGCGGUCUUUCGCCUCCAAAAACGCAGGUCCCUCAAUCUGGCAGUUUCGAAGAGCUCAAAGAUCUCAUCAAGGCCGAAAGAGCACGCGAGUUACAGAAGCAACAUAUAAUCGAAGAGAUGGAGAAAGUUGCCACAUUUAAAGGAAAAGACCGAUUAAACGAAGAACAAGAACCGAGUAGGCAACAAUCACGAAAGCAAUUCUCCUAUCAUCCCACAUUCUUAGAAAUGAUGACACCAAAGGUCAAUUAUGAUUACAAUUCGCGACGUUACACGCCCAAUAUCAGUCGGGCUUGGUCGAGGAGCGAGCCCCUCUCGCGAGAAUACAUGUCACCUUAGUAUGCUGCGAAUUGUUGCAAAGGAACGGUACAAAUCCGAAAACUGCCGCAUGCAUACUAGUGUUUGUGACUCUACGACGCAAUUGUAUCCAGUUGUGGUCUAUCAUAGCGAAGCUGCAAUUGCAAGAGUAAAAGACAACGCUCACUUCGAAGAUCACGUGCAUUCUGAAGAUCUGGAUAUCUGCGCGAACUUUUAAGUCUUUGUGUCAACAAUAAGUAAGUGCAGAUAAAGGUGCAUUUUAACCCAAUCAAUCGAGUUUCUUUAUCAUGAAACUUUCUCAGCGAAAAGCACGGUUCUCCAUCGUACUAAGAAUCUUAAAUCCGAGCAAAUUUUAUGGGAAAGCGUAAAAUAAAUAUUGAAAGAAGAUUUGAAGAGUAGGACUUAUUGGGUUAAAAGCGCCAAAGCUAUUCUUCUUGAAUAUAUCAGAAUAUCGCAUGCAUAUCUCUAAUGCAGAUAGAAUUAAAAAUAUGCAUGAGAUAAAACAAUUUAUUUACAUAUCGGAUCGGACUUUGAUUGAAGAUAUAUGCAUGCAUUUUUUCGAUGCUUCCUAUAUUUGUGCAGUCCGAUUUCGCAACGGCAUUGAAGCGAGUAAUUUGACAUAAUGCACAUUUUCAUAGAUUUCAUAGAUUUUAAAAUUUCUCUGCAUUUGAAGUUUUUUUAAAACAUCCAACGUAGGAAGAAAAGAGAAUAAUUAUAUUGAAUUUAUUAAAUCUAUACAGAAUAAAACUACACAAUGUUUGAUCUUAAAGAAACUUAACAUAAAGCAAACUUCUUUUCGUUUUAUCUCGCGAUAAUUUAAAGGAAAAGCUAUAAAUUUUUAAAUCGAAUAUAAAACUGUCUUGAAAUCUCGAAUACAUUAAAGAUAUUAUACAUUUU